CUACGUCACGAACGCUAUCAGUUUCCGGUUGAAGUGUAAAUGGAUACAUGACACAGUUGUUUGGAGGAAACGAUCUUCAGGAAAAAAAAGAAAAGGAAAAAAAAAACCCUCCACGUCUAAAACAUUACUCACGGGAAUACUACGUUAAACCCGCUGACGGUGCUGUAAGGUGUCGGCCGCGAUGGAAGCGGUCCCGCGGAUGCCGAUGAUCUGGCUGGAUCUGAAAGAGGCUGGGGAGUUCCAGUUUGGUCCGUCGGUAAAGCAGUUCAUCUCAAAGAACUAUGGAGAAAAUCCAGACAACUACAAUGAACAGAUAAAGAAACUGGAGACACUGCGGCAGAGUGCUGUGAACGUGACGAGAGAUUUCGAGGGAUGCAGCACCCUGAGGAAGUACUUCGGCCAGCUGCAUUACCUUCAGAGCCGAGUACCCCUGGGGGGAGGCCAGGAGGCUGCGGUGCCCAUCUCCUGGACUGAAAUCUUCUCCGGAAAAACAGUCACCCACAAUGACAUCAGCUACGAGCAGGCCUGCAUCCUCUACAAUCUUGGAGCACUGCACUCCAUGUUGGGAGCCAUGGAUAACAGGGUUUCCGAGGAGGGGAUGAAGGUGUCCUGCACACACUUCCAGUGCUCAGCCGGAGCGUUCUCCUACCUGAGAGACCAUUUCAGCCACAACUACAGCGUUGACAUGAGCCACCAGAUUCUUAACCUCAACAUCAACCUUAUGCUGGGCCAGGCUCAGGAGUGUCUUUUAGAGAAAUCCAUGUUGGACAACCGGAAAAGUUUCCUGGUUGCCCGUAUCAGUGCUCAGGUGGUGGAUUAUUAUAAGGAGGCCUGCAGGGCUCUAGAGAACUCUGAGACGGCCUCCAUGCUGGGAAAGAUCCAAAAGGACUGGAAAAAACUGGUUCAGAUGAAGAUCUACUACUUUGCUGCUAUCGCACAUCUUCAUAUGGGAAAGCAGGCAGAGGAGCAACAGAAAUUUGGAGAACGGUUGGCUUAUCUGCAGAGCUCUUUGGACAAACUCAAUGAAGCCAUCAAGCUAGCUAAGGGUCAACCCGAUAGCGUGCAAGAGGCCUUGAAGUUCACCAUGGAUGUCAUCGGAGGAAAGUUUAAUUCUGCCAAAAAGGACAAUGACUUCAUUUAUCAUGAGACUGUUCCUUCCCUGGAGACUCUAGCCUCAGUUAAAGGUGCUCCUUUGGUGAAAGCUCUGCCGGUCAACCCCACUGACCCCAGUGUCACUGGACCGGACCUGUUUACCAAACUGGUCCCCAUGGCUGCUCAUGAAGCCUCUUCUCUGUACAGCGAAGAGAAAGCCAAGCUGCUGAGGGACCUCAUGGUCAAGAUUGAUGGCAAGAAUGAAACCUUAGAGCAGUUUAUGGACUCCUUGGGCUUGGAACCAGAGUCUGUUGACAACCUGGACAUGUACAACCACAUCCCUCCAGUCCUGAUGGAGAAGUGUGCUGCCCUCAGUGUCCGACCUGACACUGUCAAGAGCCUCAUUCAGUCCAUGCAAGUGCUCUCAGGAGUCUUUACCGACGUGGAGUCUUCACUGAAGGAGAUCCGAGAUGUCCUGGAAGUGGACGAAACUGGCGAGCGAGCCGUCCAGGAAAUUUGCGGUCCCACUGCAGCUGAGAUACAUCCAGCUGCCCAGAGCCAGGGUCUGGCUGAAAUUCAGAGGGACCUCGAGAAAUACAUGGAAGCCCAUGAGAAGGCCAGUUUUACCAACACAGAGCUACACAGGGCAAUGAACCUGCACAUCAGCAACCUGCGCUUGCUUGGGGGGCCUUUGGAAAGUCUCAGAGAGGCCCUGCCAAGGCCGCAGCUUAGUGAAGAGGAAAUGGCAGGGCUGCAGCGCAUGAAGCGGAUUCUGGGAAAGGUUCAGGAGAUGAGGGAACAAAGGGGCUCUUUGGAAAAACAGCUUCGUGACCUCAUUCAAACAGACGACAUCACCUCCACUCUUGUUACCACAGACAGAGCAGACAUGAAGCGAAUAUUUGAAGAGCAGCUGAAGAAGUACGAGCAGGUAAAGGUCUAUAUAGACCAGAACCUCUCGGCACAGGAAAAUAUCCUGAAGGCCCUGACUGAGGCGAAUGUCCAGUACGCCUCUGUACGUAAGGGCCUGAACCAGACAGAGCAACAGUGGAACAGCACAGUUCAGGGACUAGUGGGCUCCUAUGAAGCGUAUGAAGACUUGAUGAAGAAGUCCCAGGAGGGAAAAGAGUUCUACGAUGACCUGGAGGCCAAGUCAUCACGUCUGUUAGAGAGAGCCAAGAUCCUGUGUCAGACCAGGGAAGAGGAGAGGAAGCCCCUCCUGGAAAAAGAUAAAAAGCCCCCAGCACGACCUACAGCUGCUAAGCCACCCCUGAAGCCAAGUGCAUCUGAUGUAGACUCUGCGUCCUCUAGCCUCGAGGAUCCAGAGCUGGCCAAGCUCAAUGCAGCCAUCAUGGCCUUAGGGGGCGAUCUGCCUAAGGACCUUCGAAGCUUCCCUCCUGAUAUUCCUUCCCUCCCUACCACUCCUGGUUGUCUGCCUGGUCCAGGUGGCAGCACUCUUCCUUGGCCAGGUGCUGCAGGCCUUCCUCACUUCCCUCCCAACCUUCCACCCCCUGAGCUCCUGGCAAGAAUUGCUCAGUUUCCCACUUCGGGGGCUAUACCGGCGCAGGGUUCCCUACCACAUGUGCCCCUCCCACAGAUGACUCAUCAUAGGCCUCCACAAAUGCCCACGGUCGUGUCAGGUUAUCGGGCACCUCCUCCUCAGGCUCCCCAAACAGGUUCCAUUGCUCCAGUCCCUGUGCGCCCCUCCACCACAACUGUGGACAGCAUUCAGGCUCCUAUCCCCAGCUACACCCCCAACCCACACUUUCCUGUCCCUCCUCCUGCCUCAACUGGGUACAUGGUACCACAGAUUGGAUCAUAUCCUCACAUGAUUCCCCACCCGGGAGCACCCAUUCAAGUCCCAGGCCAGAUACCAGCACCCCAACCGCAGCAACAGAGGCAUCCACAGCAGUACCCCCACCCAGCAGCCCAGCCUCUUCCUCAGGGGUAUCAGCCUGGACCAAGGGCUGCUCCUGGUCCUCUUAAUCCAACUCAACAGGUUUACUCCCCUGGAUAUAUUCCACAUCAGCCUAAUGUUCCUCCAAAUUACCAGCAGGCAUUUCCAGGUCAGCUUCAGCAACGUCAACAAAAUGGUUUUCCUCCCCGACCUCAGGUACCACAAGGCUACCAGAUUCCACAAAACUUUGUACCCCAGCAGCACCCUCAGAUGAUGCCAGGGUCUAUCCCACAGCCCCCCCAAACUGCACAUCCAUCAACAUGUUCAACUUCUCACCCAGCACCUCCUCUAUCUGUUCCGUAUUCACCCUAUCCCAACCAACAGAUACCACAGCACCAACAAAUCCCAGUCCCUCCCAGUGCCCAGCAUGUUCUGCCACACCCACAGAUGCAAAUGCCAGGUGGUCACAGACCACAGUUGCCGCCUACGAGUCAAACAAUGCCUCCUGUGUCACUAAACUACAUUCCGCCAGCUGGUCGGCCCCUUCACCCAACCUUGCAUCCUCAGAUGCCUCCUUCCUCUCAGCCACAUGUGCCCUCUGGUCCCCAGGUCAACCUGCCAAGAGGCCCUGUGCCCCAAAUGCCCCAGAGUGCAUUAUCUGCACAGCAUCAACAGAUACCUGGCCAACCUUCCAUUCCCAGUGUUCCAGGGCAUCCCAUGCAGAUCUCCAGCCAACCCCAGCCUCACCCUUCUCAUCCUGGGGGGGGUUGCUACACUGGUGGAGCUCUAAUGAUACCUCAGCAGCCUUUGGCACCCCAGCCUACAACUCUCCAACAACCCCAGGUUUCUCUUUCUAUGGCCCAUUCCCAGUCUUCUACUCUAUAUCCUUCUGCAGCAGGGACAAAUAUACCUCCAGGUGGCCCACAGCAACCUUCUGUAGUCGGCCAACUCUCCCCUGCAGCGCCGCACAUGAUUCCAUCCUGUCCUGUAGGCCCCGCAGUAGUGCAGCCAACCAACACUGUUGCCCUCUCACCUUCACCAUCCCCGUCUCCAUCUCCAGGUCCAGCCUCUCUGGGUCUGACACCUCACCCUGUAGCCCCCACUCCUGGAGGCACAGCCCCACCCACUCUUCCCACCCCCUCUGCUGUUUCUCCAUCCACUUCCCUGUUUCAACGGCAAAACUCGAGUACAGAUGAUCUCCUCUCCUCCAGCCCAGAAAGUCAACACGGAGGCACCAAGGCGCCCACCAACGUUCUCCAACCCACCAAAGCUGAUCCGCAGGACGGGGAGCGUCGAAAGAAGAGCUCCCAGGGAGUUCUUCUGAUCCAGGGAGAUCCGUACCAAGCUCCCGAGCGUGUGGCCCGCCUUCACAGUGAACUGGAACAUUACACAGCCCAUGUAGAAUCCCUGGAGCACCCCUCAGAGAACGAAGGAGGGGUGUCAGUGCUGGACGCCCGCUGGAAAGAGUUGCAGGACAAGCAGGAGAAGGAUGCCCGGCAGCUGUCCAUUGCCAUCGCCCGUUGCUACACAAUGAAGAACCGCCACCAGGAUGUCAUGCCUUAUGACUUCAACCGAGUAGUUCUGCAGUCAGGCAAAGAUGACUACAUCAACGCCAGCUUUGUGGAUGACUUGUCACCGUACUGCCCUCGUCUAAUUGCCACUCAGGCUCCACUCACCGGCACGGCAGCAGACUUCUGGCUGAUGGUAUAUGAGCAGAAGGUCUCACUGAUCAUCAUGCUUGUGUCAGAGCAGGAGCUGGACAAGGGGAAAGUUUUACGCUACUUCCCUACAGAGCGUGGCCAACAGCUCUCUCAGGGACCAAUCACACUCAGUCUUACCACACAGAAGAUGACACUGACACACGUGGAACGUAUGAUCAGUUUGCGGUACCGUGACCAAAGCCUGAAGCGGACAGUAGUCCACCUCCAGUUUACAUCCUGGCCAGAGCUGGGUCUUCCUGACAGCAAGUGCAACCUGCUGCGAUUCAUCCAGGAGGUUCAUGGACACUACCUCCACCAGAGGCCCCUGCAAACUCCUGUUGUGGUGCACUGCAGCUCGGGCGUUGGACGCACCGGCGCCUUCUGUCUGCUGUACGCGGCCCUGCAGGAGCUGGAGGCAGGAAACGGCAUCCCAGACCUUCCAUUGUUGGUGAAGAAGAUGAGACAGCAGAGAAAGAACAUGCUGCAGGAGAAGCUCCACCUGAAGUUUUGCUAUGAAGCUGUGUUGAAGCACGCUGAGCAGGUCCUUCUGCGCCAUGGAAUCACUACUGCCACCUACAGCAAGAACAUAAACUCUGCAGCCACAAAGCCUUACUCCAGACAAGAGUCUCAGCAAGAUAUCGUCCUCGGUGGUGAUAUGCCUAUCAGCUCCAUUCAAGCCACCAUCGCCAAGCUCAGCAUCCGCCCACCCAGCGCAGACCCCACCAUGGAGGGCAGUGCUUCCUGCGGCCCGGAAGCUAUGUCACCAAAUCUGGACUCAGUGGGCGAUACGCAGUUGUUUCAGGACCUCUGUCCUCUAGCUGAUUCUCAGCCUCCCUCAUCCUUAAGCCCGCCUCUCACCUCUUCCACUCACUCUCCUCCACCGCCUAAUGGCAUUGAUGGUCUCUCCCCAUCUACUCCACCUGCACCCACCCGUCAGCCAGUCCCAGAGUCAAUACCAUCCAUCAGUCCACCUCCUGCAUCCUCUGUGGCGGCUCUCUCAUCGCUGGAGCUUCUGGCCUCUCUGACGCCUGAGGCCUUCUCCUUGGAAGGAGGAGGUAGAGGGAAGCAGCGAGUGACCAAGCAGAACUUCCUGCAGCCAGCCGAAGGUCAGGGCAUCCACGGGACCCGAGGCGACGACAGCAGCGACCCGCUCAGUAGCCUGGAUCCACUCUGGAGCCUCAACAAGCAGUGAGGCGAAUCCUGACUGCUGCUUAUCCCUCACUUUACCACCAGGGGUCAGCAAAAGGCCUGUAGCUUUUUCUUAUCCUGCUUUUAAGAAAAACACUGAAUCCUGGGAGCGUCAGAAACACUUUAGUGGUGAUUACCAAGAUGUGCCUGUUGGCCAGCGGUAGCAGAGAGAUCCCCGAAACAAAAACACUUGCUUCUCUUUUUUUUAUGGUGGAUUCUAGGACCCAAUCACUAUGCACUUGCAUCUCUCAGAUUGCUUGGUCACCCUUUGCUGCUUUUCGUUUCGUUUGAACAGAUGUGCACUUCCAGCUCCAACAUACGGGCUGUCUAAAAAGUAUGCACUCCAGUUUUGCAAUCCUCUUAACAUGAGGCUGUUCAGGCAUGGCAAGGCUGCUGUGAGCCUUUAGGCACACAGGCCGAGCUCGGCUAGAGUCGUUUUCAAGCUCUGUCAUCACGGUAACAGAACCGCAAACAAAUUGGCACGUUGUAACAAGUUGAUUUUUUUUCCUUCUCUGUAAAUAUCCUAGAUAAACAUUUCCAAAAGAAAUCUUCCUUUACUGAAAAAUCACAAAUUGUUCAUUAUGUAAAAAUAUUCAAUAAAUCCAGUAGAGAAAAAGA
This is a messenger RNA of Girardinichthys multiradiatus, 6492 nucleotides long. RefSeq names its product protein tyrosine phosphatase, non-receptor type 23, a (gene ptpn23a). The transcript has 24 exons. NCBI's taxonomy places the organism in Eukaryota, Metazoa, Chordata, Actinopteri, Cyprinodontiformes, Goodeidae. Gene Ontology annotation, biological process: protein transport to vacuole involved in ubiquitin-dependent protein catabolic process via the multivesicular body sorting pathway; protein dephosphorylation; early endosome to late endosome transport. The record is from RefSeq and is a predicted model, not a curated record. Gene Ontology annotation, molecular function: protein tyrosine phosphatase activity; protein binding. The coding region runs from base 182 to 5878 and encodes 1898 amino acids. Gene Ontology annotation, cellular component: endosome.